Scomber japonicus (chub mackerel) is the source of this 1686-nucleotide messenger RNA. It is a transcript of the gene cep70, whose product is annotated as centrosomal protein 70. The transcript is spliced from 16 exons. NCBI's taxonomy places the organism in Eukaryota, Metazoa, Chordata, Actinopteri, Scombriformes, Scombridae. Bases 1 to 1686 code for a protein of 561 amino acids. The record is from RefSeq and is a predicted model, not a curated record. Gene Ontology annotation, cellular component: centrosome. Gene Ontology annotation, molecular function: gamma-tubulin binding. Gene Ontology annotation, biological process: regulation of microtubule cytoskeleton organization; cilium assembly.
AUGGAACAGCAGGAGCAAGUAGAAUGGGAUGAUGUGAAUAAACUUCUGCAGCAUCAUGGAUUUAAACCUGUGUAUUUUGCGGAUCCUGUUGAGAAUAAGAAUCUUUCAGAUUUAGUUCUGCUGGACAAGAAGUCAGCUGGUGAGAUCAGGACGACUCUGAGGAUAAUGCUCACAGACUCUGACAGGAGACAAGCCCUGAUCCAGGAGCUCAUUAAGUCCAACAACCAACUCAAAGAGGAAGUCCAGGAGCACAUGAGUCAAGCGGCCCACCAGUCUCAGAGGGCCUCUGAACUCGAGGGGCUGCUGGAUCAAGUGAAGACCAGAGUCCAGGACCUGGAGGACCGCUAUCUCGGCAAGGCGGUCCAGCAGCACAGCCAGACACAACAGAUGCAGCAGGAGAAACAGGACGCACAGAGAAGGAGUCAGGCGUUAGAGCAGAAGCUGUCCAAGCAGAGGGAGGAAGCGGCUCACCUUCAGAGGAAACUCUACUUCACCAUCAAAGAAGAAGAGCGACGGUUGGCUCGACACAGUCAGACAUACCAGCACAUCUGUAAGAAAGUCAGCCAGCAGAACUCUGCAGCAGACCAGCAGGUGCUGGAUGUGAUCGACUUCUAUGAGACUAAAAUGACUCAGCUUCUAGAUGAGCUCAGAUCUGUCAAAGGAGAAUCAGAUCAAACUAGAAGUAAAACAUCCAGCAAUGUUACUCCAGCUUUCAAAACCAUUCUAAAGGCCUAUCAGGAACAUCAGAAGGAAAGCAAAGCUCAAAUAGAAGAGCUAAAGCAGGAGCUGGACACAAGGCCGACAUUUAAAGAAGUGAAGCUCUACAAACUUAAACUCCGUCGUUUGGAGGGAUUAAACAAACACAAUAAUGCAAGAUUGCUAAAAGAUGACAACAAGGUGGAAGACGGAAACAUCAGUGACCAAGCCAAAGAGGCCAUAAUGUGUUCACACUAUCAUCAUCUGUUGAAUGAGAUCAACUCCAUUCUGACCAAUCCCAACGCUCCACUACGACUUCACAAGCAGAAACCCUCCUCUGUUACUCUGGACUCAGCUGAGUUCCAGACUCUCCUCCCUACACUGGAAUCCUGGUCCCAGCAGCUCCACCUGCUGAAGGACCUGCAGCACAUUUUAAACAAACUGAGUGUCAGACUGAUGCCGUGGCAACAGUGGGAUGGUGGACGUGACUCUGUAGAAGCUGUGAAGGUGGAGGACAUGAUGUUACUAGUGGACACCAUGCUGGAAAACACCUCCACUGAUGAUGAGAAGGUGCUCAGAAGCCCCACCCGCUUCACCCUGAGCUCCAUGGUGUCCCACUUCCAGAAGCUGUUUGACGUGACCUCCCUCAGCGGGGUCUACCCACGUAUGAACGAGGUCUACACCAGGCUGGGAGUGAUGACCAACACCAUGAGGAACCUCAGAGACGUUCUAGAUCUCGACAGCAGGGCUCCUCCUGGUGAAGUGGUGAACACCGUGGCCAGACUGGUGUCCUCCUCUGAAGACUCAACUGGGAUCCAGAAUCUGCUGGGAGAUGCAGACAUUGACAGUAUCAUCAUCAAAGUGAAACAGCAUGAGGAGUUCUUUCCCGCCUUUUACUCUCUCAUUCAGGACAUUUUACACACUUUAGGAGUCACUCGUCUGGAUGACAUCCUUCCAGCUCUGAAGUCUUUGAAACAAACAGCGCAGUGA